This is a messenger RNA of Marasmius oreades (fairy-ring Marasmius), 2258 nucleotides long. RefSeq lists its product as uncharacterized. Gene Ontology annotation, molecular function: protein-macromolecule adaptor activity. Gene Ontology annotation, biological process: nuclear pore organization. Gene Ontology annotation, cellular component: spindle pole body; nuclear pore transmembrane ring. The record is from RefSeq and is a predicted model, not a curated record. NCBI's taxonomy places the organism in Eukaryota, Fungi, Basidiomycota, Agaricomycetes, Agaricales, Marasmiaceae. The transcript has 7 exons. Bases 47 to 2083 code for a protein of 678 amino acids.
GUUCAGCUUCUCAACUUGUACUCAUCAUCGGCCGCAGUGAGGAGCCAUGUCGCGUACGUCGACGCCUGUACGCGCCAUACCCUCAAAUCUGUCCAGUAAAUCAGCCCUUUCAGCUCCUUCUCCCGUUCAAACAUACGAACCAUUCGUGAAAGCCACUCUUCGCCAACGUCUCACCUCCAAAGUCUUUCUGCUUUCUGCAAUAUUUAGCUGGUUCCAGGCAUUCUGUUGGUCAAUUUGGGCUCGCGGCGGAUUCAGGUUCUUGGGGUUUAGCGGUGUCUUGAUGUCACUUAUUCAACCGCUGACAAUCUUGGGUGGAUUAGCCAAUUGGAUGGUGGUCGCAGUCCCUGUUGUGGUUCUCCGAAAGUUGUAUCUGCACCCGGCACGAACGCGAGCAAGUUCUCCAGCGAAAACUUGGCAUGCAGCCUGGGUGAAACCAAGCACAAGACGGUCCCUCUCAGUGCUUUGCGCAUCUGCACUUCUUUCUACCGCAAUCUCUGUCCUCUCUGCACACUUGGUCGAAACUGAUGUCCAAGGAGAUCCCAGGCUCUCCCUCUUUGUCCAAUCAAAAAAGCACCCUCAAUACCUCAAUGGCAGACUCAUAUUCUUAAUCAUUACACAGCUCAUCAUGGCGGGCAGUUUCAUUGUUAGGGACGUGAUGCUUGAUCGUUUCGUUUUCCGCUGGAGCUUCUCACAGGUCAAGUUUGGCUUGCUCGACCUCUUUCAAGCCAUAUUGUUCGCCGCCGUUCUCACCUCUGCAUCCAUGGCAGUAGCGGCCUAUGUUUUCGCUCUUCUUAGGUUGUCACUUCCCGUCCUCUACAGAAUUCCCGUUCUACCCAUGCUGUUACGGCCAUUUACUGCACAUUUCCUCCGUGGUUCGUGGACGUUUCUUCUACCAUUCUACCAUUACCGGCUUCUGGUCCGAGCAUGGUUCCUCGGUUUCACGACGAUAGCCAACUGGGAAUUUUCUGAGGCACUCUUCGACUCGUUCAUUUCGCAGCCGAUUAGGGUGUCGCAUUAUACUGCUGACGCCACUGUAACGAUGGUUUCCGGUGUCACCUCUUUGGAUCGUACAUUCAAAUUCUUCGCACUAUUAGAACUCCAAGAGUUUGCUGCGGAUUCAUCUUCAACCGGGAGUACGCGCAGGACAGAGUUUUUCGGAAACCAGAAAUACUCUCCCCCCUUAUGGAGCCAACUGUGUCGAGAGUUACUUAUCCUUCUCGGCCAAGAUUAUCAACUAUUCCUACGUCGAGGUGCCCCAUUGUCACUUGCACCUCCGCCUGCGAAGGAAGUGGUAUCUCGGCCCGUUAAUGGGCCUCCUAUGACCCCGACUCAACUCAUCAAUAAACCGAUAUUCCAGUCCGGUAAAAAAUCGCCGAUAAAAACCGUCCUUGACUCACUAGCUGCAGAUGGGUCUCUUUCACAAGCUGUGGAGGCGGGAGCUGAAGCGGCACAUCUGCCGGAAGCCUUGAAGAGCGUGGAAGAUGCCCUCUUUAAGCCUGGCUUGGAGAAGAGUAAAGGGGAGGUCACCAAAGGUAUUAACGGUGCCAAGUCCCUAAUGGAACGCACAAAAACUGCGUUUUACGGCGCCACGCAGGGAUUCACCCCUCAAUGGAUGGGCACGGCAUUAUCUGGUGCAAGAAGCUGGUGGUCAGAAGAUAGACUAAGCAAGAUUGCGGAAGGAUGUGUGCCGUUCCGCGAGCUGGAUGCUGCUGCUAUAGAUGUGUUAUCCCGUUUAGUUUGUGCGUCUUUGAAGGAGGAUCGGUACGGGGUCGUUCAACGAGAUACUCCGAAGAUACUGGAGGCCAUGCUAUCGUUCUUAUCAGCGAUCGAGGAAUAUCAGCUUGAAAUCAAUGCUCGCCUUGAACCACCUUCAACUCAAGAGCAAGCAACGGCUGAAGAAGUUGUGCAGAGGGAAGCCUUGCGGAUGGAGAUCGAGAAAGCAGGUGAACACCUCGGUGUGAUCUGCAAUGAAUUGAAAGAGGGAGUUGGUCGAAUCGUACAAACUUUCGGGGACAAAUUACAAGCAUUCAAAUUCCCUCCCCAUACAGCACGAAAACUUCAGGGUUUCUUGGAUUAUUGCUAGGAUGUGGUACCGGAUGAUCCUGAGAUAUAUUUUCUACAUUAAUACCGAACCAAUAAACUGUAGACUGUGGAGUCUAAUUUCCUGGUCUGGAUCUAUCUAAGCUAAUGUCACACGGCUAACCUGUCUGUCCUGCCUUCUUUCACCAUUCCAGAACGACCAUGAAGGGCUACAACGC